GUCGCGUAGAGUCUUGGAGUUUUCGGCACAUCUUCGGUCUUUGGGACGUUAAAAGUCAACGUAUUUGACGUACCUUUAAUGCUAUGACAUAAAACAAAAAUAAAUAAUUAGCGUUCAAGAAUGGUUCACGAACAAUUUUAUUUGAAAAUCUAAAAAUGCCUCCUAAAACACUGAAGCCCAUUCCAGUUACAGAGAAAUCGAGCGCUGCUAGCGAAAAAGAACUAAGUUUACCAUGUUCCUUGAACCUGUCUUUCGUUUUAAAGGGAGAUGGUCCUGGAGACUGGAAUUUGUUGGUCAUAUUUAAUGGUCAAAUUAUUCUUGAAACAAAAUGGUAUAAAAAUCACACUCUUUACUAUGAUAGUCUGCCUGUGGAUUUGAAACAAUCGUAUUAUCAGAGCUUAUUAGCUGAACAGCCUUUGAUUUUUCUUGUUCGUAUCGCUGGUGGUAAAGGAGCAAAAGAUGCAGAUCCUCUACUUAACCCUGACAAUUGCGCUGGUGCAAACGUCGAUUUGUUUCCAUUGGUUUUGGGCGAGAAAGAAAUAUUUCUAAAAGUGCGGAUUAUUAAUGCAAUUACAGGCUUAGCCACAGGUUGUGCAGUAGAAGUGUCUGCUAAAAUUCAGGAUGAAGUAGAACUCGAUAAAAUCCCUCUGAUGCUUACUAUGAUUUCCGGCCAUUGUUUUCCAGUAGCGAGAGAAGGAACAGUUUAUUUAAGUGCGAUAGGAUUAAAUGGUAUUUGUAGCUCACAAGCACCUUUUGGCAUGUCCUUAAGUACUUCGAACGCCACAAAGGUAGUAUGGGCAUCUGCUUGUAAUGCUGGUUUAAUAGGCAAUUCAGCAUUUUAUGUUCCACAUGAAGAUAAAUUUGUACCAGAGGACCUGGAAUUAAUAGCUACCGAUAAUAAUUGUACGUCAGUUUAUUGGAAUUCUAUGACACGUGUGCUAGUUGACUCUGGAGAUCUACGCGAAAGACUCGCGUCUCCGUUUCUAGUUGAAAUCGCAGGCAUACCUAAAACUGGAAAAAUUGACGUAAGAGGUCGAUAUAUGGCAUUUGUGGAUGCGGGUGUAUUGUUGGAACCUGGACAAUUUGGCGUUACCGUCUGCGCGAGACUACUAUUUUAUAAUGAAUCAAAUUUACCAGAAGGCACUGGGGCUUUACUAGAUCUACCUGUGACUAGUGCGAAAGUAGUCAGUGCUCGAGAUACCGAUUUUGUAAUGGAUGACUUUAGACAUGCUGCAUACAUCGUAAUGAGAUUUGAUUUGUUUGAUCCCCUAACUCCUAAAACUAAAAUGGUGCACCUUUUUGAAGUGUUAGGUUUUCCGCCUCCAGAAGCUAAUGCUGCACCCACGAAUGAGUUAUAUGUUGAGACCGCAUCUGAUGAAACCCCGCUCGAUGUAAGACGUAUAAGGAAAGAAGGUGCAGCUUUGGCUGUACAUAAAGAAUUAAUUGGUCUACCUUAUAGAGGAAAAGUUCAAACGAAUCAAAACUUAAAGCGAACAGCGGCUAGCCGUCUUCUCUCCAGAAUGCGGUCUCUAGUAAAACAAUUUCCGCCAGGAGAGUGUUCAUUCCUGGAAUGGCAAGAUACCGUCACUGCCCAGCACGCUGCUAGCCGACGUGCACUGACGUCUUCAUUUGCACCACAACCGCCGCCGCCACGCACCUCUUCGCGCAUUGCGGCCGCGCGAAGUCGUUUAGCUGGAGAUAUGAGAAUCGCAGAGCAUCAUAUUAAAAACAAUUUAGCAGCUGCCUCACAUCAUCCGAGGGUUUUGCAUUCAAAGGUUCUUCGUUGUUUGGAAGAAAAAAAUAAUUCCGAAGCCCGUGAUUAUCUGCUGCAAGCUUUAAGUGCGCAAACUAGAAAUAGAUACUUGUUAUGGACAUUUGGAGGCAUACAGUAUGACAAAGAAAAAUCUUAUGAAAUUGCAGCUGCGGCUUUUCGCAUUGCUAUCAAGGGUGAUACUUCAGAUGGCACUAUGGGAGCAGUAGGUUGGGCAGCUUUGCAUGCAUUGCACCAUUACAAUCUGAAUGCUAGCGCAGCUUUUGUAGCGGCCCGAAAUAUGCGGAAAGCGUACGAGCUGCCAAGAGAGUGGAAAAAGUUCCUGAAACGAUGGGUGGAAAUGAGUGGUGAAGAGGAAACAUUUUGGUUACCUGCCACACUGAACACGGAAAAUCCCAUAUUGCUCGCUUCAGCAUUUUUUCUUUGCUUAAGAUGUUACAAAUUCAGUGAAAGACUUCUUCAGUGCGUUGAAGAAGGCUGUGUUACCCGAGGAUCUCGCUUUGGUCUCAAGAAUAAACUUACCGUUGAUGUUUUCUAUAUACGAGCUGCUUCGCUUAUAUUACAGCGUGAAUCGGGAAAAGCAUUAGAAGUUACAGAGCAAGGGAUAAAGCUGUACGGUCCAUCUGCAAUAAUGUCUCAAAUGCGAGCAGUUGCUUUAACUUGCCUCCGAGGGUGGGAUGAUACAUGUAACCGUGCGCUAUUAGAAGCUGAUCGCGUAGGAGCGGAACCUUGUCCAUUAUUACUUUAUCGAGGUGCCUUAGGGGUGCUCAAAAGCGAUCCAUCAGAGGCGUUGCAACGGGCUGCACGAGCUCAUAAAGUUGCCCCAUCGCCUCAUACAGCCUUAAUCAUCAGUCGCGUGUAUGCGAAACUUGAGGAGGAGAAGUUAGCCGAGCGAUGGGCUGCAGCAGCAGUGAAGACUGAACCACUGCUUGCAGAUGGAUGGGCCUUUUUAGCAAUACUAGCAAUGACUGAUCGUAAUGUUGAUAAGGCUAGGACGAUGCUCCGUACUGCGAAACAAGCUGGUCCAAUUAGUCCGGACUUAGAAGAAGAGUUAAGGAAAAUCAUGAAGAUUGUCCCGAUUGAGACGUUGCCAGAUGCACUGGUCAAAGAUUUAUGUCUUUGCGAGUAUUAUUAAGAUGAGAUACCUACUUGUUAGUGUGUAUUUUUAUCUGUAAUAUCUAUCUAUCUAC
This is a messenger RNA of Maniola jurtina (meadow brown), 2961 nucleotides long. RefSeq lists its product as uncharacterized. Gene Ontology annotation, molecular function: protein binding. The transcript has a single exon. Lineage: Eukaryota; Metazoa; Arthropoda; Insecta; Lepidoptera; Nymphalidae. The record is from RefSeq and is a predicted model, not a curated record. Bases 156 to 2906 code for a protein of 916 amino acids.